AUGAUGGCUCAGCGACUUGCUGCCGCGCUCGCACUCGCUGUCUUUGUCUUCGUUAGCCCUGUGGGCGCUCACGUUGACGCUAAAUUGCCUCAGCUGCGAGGUGUUGGCGGCGAUCGCGUGCUGGAAGAGGAAUCGUCGGGCUCCACGAGCGGCACCAACCCUCCUCUCGUCGAGAAGAAGGAAAAGAACAAAAUACUCCCUAAGCAUAACAGCUCCUGGGACGACUACCUGCUCUCGACCUGCUGCGCAACCAACUCGUGCAAUGGAGGAACAGGUCCCUUGCAGUGCACCAGCAUUAGUCGGAAUCAAGUGAUCCAGCAAGGGUGGACGGCCAUGUUGCAGUGCUUCAUUCGCGAUUUCGCGCCCACCAGCUCAAGCCCAAGCCCAGCGCCUCAGGUCAACCCCUCCGCCAUGUCCAAGCUGCUCGCUGUCACGCUCAUGCUCGCCGUCUUCGUGGUCGUGGACCCCGUGAGAGCCCACCAAGACGCCCCUACGUCGCAGUUCCUGAGACCUGCUGAUGGCGGUCGCAUGCUGGAAGCGGAAUCGUCGGGCUCGACGAAUAGCACGCUGUCCAACCCGCUGUACGAGGCCAACACCAAGAUCAAAGGCUGCCACUGGUACGACUACUUCCUCCCGUGGAGCUGCUGCGGCGCCAACAGUUGCUAA
Molecule: messenger RNA, 666 nt
Organism: Phytophthora sojae
Lineage: Eukaryota; Oomycota; Peronosporomycetes; Peronosporales; Peronosporaceae
Exons: 2
Coding region: 1-666 (221 amino acids)
Source: RefSeq, a predicted model, not a curated record